Messenger RNA from Yarrowia lipolytica CLIB122, 2985 nucleotides. RefSeq lists its product as uncharacterized. Gene Ontology annotation, biological process: small GTPase-mediated signal transduction. Gene Ontology annotation, molecular function: GTPase activator activity. Lineage: Eukaryota; Fungi; Ascomycota; Dipodascomycetes; Dipodascales. The record is from RefSeq and is a predicted model, not a curated record. Gene Ontology annotation, cellular component: cytoplasm; plasma membrane; division septum.
AUGUCAUUCCAAGAUUCGUUUUGGACAAAGGACUACAUUGGCGGUGUACAAACCGUCUACGACAAGCUCCAGCAGGGCAUCCAGGAGAACCAGGAGGUACUUAACUUAGUGUCGUCUCGAAUCACGAUUGAGGAGGGAUAUGGACAACGCCUUCAGAGCGUUCGAAGCUCACACUACGCCUCAAAGGUGGGGUUUGGACGUGACGAGGGAGCCACUCUGAAGCAGGCAUACGAAGGAAUGAUUCUGGACAUGUCCGAGGAGGGAUAUGCUCAUUAUCGGGUGGCUUCAGCUCUUGAUAAGAACGUGCGGUCUCCAUUUGCGCAAUGGUCUGAAGAACACAAGCUGCGUGUAACCACAGCCUGGGAUACGUACCAUGUUCGUCAACGGUCCUAUGAGAAGCAGCUGGCCACGACCAAAUCUUUGCAGAGAUCCUUCUUCAGCAAGUGUGCUGCGAUGGAAGACCUGACCCAAGAGAGCAAUGUCGCGUUCCCUACUCUACCACAAUCACCCAAGACUGACGGUAGUGAGUCAAUUCCAGGUUCUACAGCCGCUUCCACUCCUCCCUCUAGCUCUGCUUCUGCUGCCGAAUUUGAUGGUGGCUCUAAGGAGACUCAAUUGGGAGGUGAGACAUAUUCGGAGGCUGCUCUCAAGAUGAUCUUUACCGACAUGCUCAAAGAGAUCCCUCUCAAGUCUCUCAAGGUGCCCAUCCUGGGAACCUAUAAGCGGAUUUCGACUGGCGACCAGAUUGUCAUGUGGCUGAGAAAGAACAUGGACAUGCCCAGCAUCGCAGCUGCGGAGAAGUUUGGACAGGACCUGCUUGCACAGGGAUACAUUCGACUAGUUGGACAAGUUGGAAACAGAUUCGGAAACGCUUCUUCUCUUAACUAUCAAUGGCAGGACUCCGUCAUGGCUAUUAUUGAGGGUAAAACCGACGCUUCCCAUGAGCCCAAGGCAGAACAGACUACUUCGCACUUGCAGCCCGAGUCUCACACUGCAUCCACUACAUCCACUCUUUCGGGAUACAUCAAGAAGUUCCGAAACCAGCCACAGACGGACCCUAUUCAAGCCCGAGCAGAAAUGCUGCAGUUCGAGCAGCGAUACAAGGAGGAGGUUGAGCAACUGGAACGACUGCGAUUUGAGCUGGAGGAAAAUAUUCUAGAGGUUUUGUCUUUCUUUGAGAAAUGCGAACUCGGGCGACUGGCUGCCUUGAAGAGAGUUAUGCAGGAUUUCGGAGAAGCCAUUUCAAAGGGAAUGGAAGGUACUCAGACUACAGCCGCGAGAGUUGCUGUUUACCACGAAUCUAUCCAGCCAAUCAAGGAUAUUAGAUAUACCGUGGAGAGGUACAAGACGGGUCACUUCAGUCCCAACCCUACAGCCUACCGAGGAUAUGAAGAGAAAGUAAGUGAUGAAUUCUUUGGAGUCGAGCUGGAACGACAGGCCCUCGCUGAAUUUGAAGAAGGUAACGCCAAGCAGGUACCCAUGUUCGCUCAAGUGCUGUUGACGCAACUGGACAGCUCCUACUCUGUCGAUGAUGAUCUAUCAAAGGUUUGGAGAUCAGACGCUGUUUCUCUCAAGGAAACCCACCAGCUGAAGCGGCUUGUUGACACUGUAACCAAGUUGGAUGCGCGUCGCCUAACCAGUCUCAAGGCCAGUGAGAUCAUUGCUCUUCUCAAACUCUAUCUCCUGGAGCUCCCUGACUCCGUGGUUUCCUGCAACAUAUAUGACCUUAUUCGAUCUGCGUAUUCUUCGAAUCCUUCUGAGGGGGACAGUCUUACAGCUCGACUUCAAAAGAUCGAGUCCACACUUUCUCAGCUCCCCCAGGUUCAUGUGGAUACUCUUGAGGCAAUCAUCAAGCACCUGAAGCGAUUCAUUGUCAUGUCCAAGAUCUCCGACGAAGACGUCGAUUACAUUUUUACGGACUUGGCCCGUGUUAUUAUUCGACCCUGGACUCAGAGUGCCACUACAAUGAACAGUAAACACGGCGUCAAAUUCCUCAGAGAUCUGGUUGAGAACGGCGACAAGGUAUUUAGCAGCCUUGAUACCAAGUUUUUGGCCCAGAGAAAUAAGAAGAACCGCCAGCGAAACGUCUCUUCUUCUGAACAGAACAGAAAAGCACUUGCUGAAGCCCGUCAACAAGCCAUUGAAUCCGCUACCAAGUCUCGAAACUCUUCUCCUCGAAGACAACUCGAUGAUACCUCUUCGCCCGGUAUUCCUCUUUCCGUAGCUCUUUCUCCUGCCAGAAAGCGAUCCGACUCUACAGGCACUCCCAAUGGUGGAACUACAGGUACUCCCCGAUCUUCUCGAAGCCAUCAUCAGCAGACUGUGCGUGGUUCGGUGGAUGUGGACACCCCUACUCGUCCUAGAGAUCGAGUCGGAAAGACCUCUGCUGUUUCUACACCUGUAGUUCACCAAGGCACCCCCAUGGGCCAGAACACCCCCUCUCUGCCUCACCCCACAAUUGAAGUGACUGGCACCUCUGAUACCGAAGAGAAAGACAAGGAGGGACCCAGUAAACUGACCUCCCCCGGUCGAUGGGAACGAGCUUCUAAGCCUUCUGCUACUUCUCUGGACGAUGCUGACCUUAGCGAGUCUCCUGCCAUUGAACACUCGGCUGCUGGUUCUCUGUAUGACACCAUUCCCAAGCCCAUUGACACUGACAUCCCUGAAACCUCCAGAGAAGACAAUAUCCCUGAGGAUUCCAGCCCCCUCGAUGAUAUGAUCACAACUUAUGAAGCAGAGUCGAGGCCUACUUCUUCUAGAGAAGCUUUUGAGAACAAGACCACUGUUGAGGAUAGAGAAGUGAUUGAGAUUUCCGAUGAGGAGUCUAGACCUGCCACCAAGGAAGCCAUUCCUAAGCCGGAGUCUGUGGUUCCCCCUGUUCUCGAAGCUUCUCCCGAAAUCAAAACUACUGUUGCCGCUGCAGAACGUGAGGAUUCUCCUGGUUUCGAUUUUCACGAUGCCGAGGAGUCCAUGGAAUACCAAUGA